Messenger RNA from Penicillium canescens, 309 nucleotides. RefSeq lists its product as uncharacterized. The record is from RefSeq and is a predicted model, not a curated record. Gene Ontology annotation, cellular component: condensed nuclear chromosome; Mre11 complex. Gene Ontology annotation, molecular function: single-stranded telomeric DNA binding; double-stranded telomeric DNA binding; ATP hydrolysis activity. The transcript is spliced from 4 exons. Gene Ontology annotation, biological process: telomere maintenance via recombination; telomere maintenance via telomerase; chromosome organization involved in meiotic cell cycle. The coding region runs from base 1 to 309 and encodes 102 amino acids. Lineage: Eukaryota; Fungi; Ascomycota; Eurotiomycetes; Eurotiales; Aspergillaceae.
AUGAUCCAAUAUAAACUGGAGUUCAAGGGGUGUCAGGGGGUACUAGGUAUCAAUGCACACACAUCCAUCGUCUCAAAGAUCGAUAAGCUGUCUAUCUUGGGUGUUCGCUCUUUCGAUAACACGCGCAGCGAGACAAUUCAAUUCCAUACCCCCCUCACGUUGAUUGUCGGAUACAAUGGUUCCGGAAAGACGACCAUCAUCGAGUGUCUCAAAUAUGCCACGACAGGUGACCUCCCCCGAACAGCAAAGGCGGUGCUUUUAUCCACGACCCGAAGCUAUGUGGCGAGAAAGAGGUCCUGGCCCAAGUGA